AUGCAACCAGGUUUCUAUGAUAUUGAAACGGAAAUGUGCACACCAGAAUUGGAUGAUGUCAAAGAAUAUAUACCACAAGAAAUUGAAAAAAAUAUCGCCGAAAAACGACCG
This is a messenger RNA of Acanthocheilonema viteae, 111 nucleotides long. The record is from the annotation of a GenBank genome assembly. NCBI's taxonomy places the organism in Eukaryota, Metazoa, Nematoda, Chromadorea, Rhabditida, Onchocercidae.